AUGCCAGAAAGUCGGAGAGAGCGCAGAAAGUCAGACAGGGAUGGAGAAAUACCAGAAAGUCAGAAAGAGACGGAGAGAGAGAGAGCAGAAAAUCAGACAGAGAUGGCGAGAGACCAGAAAGUAAGAGAUGGAGAGAGACCAGAAUGUCAGAGAUGGAGAGAUACCAGAAAGUCAGAGAUGGAGAGAUACCAGAAAGUCAGACAGAGACGGAGAGAGACCAGAAAGUCAGACAGAGACGGAGAGAUACCAAAAAGUCGGAGAGAGCGCAGAAAGUCAGACAGGGAUGGAGAAAUACCAGAAAGUCAGACAGAGACGGAGAGAGAGAGAGCAGAACGUCAGACAGAGAUGGCGAGAGACCAGAAAGUAAGAGAUGGAGAGAGACCAGAAAGUCAGACAGAGACGGAGAGAGACCAGAAAGUCAGACAGAGACGGAGAGAUACCAAAAAGUCGGAGAGAGCGCAGAAAGUCAGACAGGGAUGGAGAAAUACCAGAAAGUCAGACAGAGACGGAGAGAGAGAGAGCAGAAAGUCAGACAGAGAUGGCGAGAGACCAGAAAGUAAGAGAUGGAGAGAGACCAGAAAGUCAGAGAUGGAGAGAUACCAGAAAGUCAGAGAUGGAGAGAUACCAGAAAGUCAGAGAUGGAGAGAUACCAGAAAGUCAGACAGAGACGGAGAGAGAGCAGAAAGUCAGACAGGGAUGGAGAGAGAGCAGAAAGUCAGACAGAGAUGGAGAGAGAGCAGAAAGUCAGACAGAUGGAGAGAUUGCAGAGAGUCAGACAGAGACGGAGAGAGAGCAGAAAGUCAGACAGAGAUGGAGAGAGACCAGAAAGUCAGACAGAGAUGGAGAGACACCAGAAAGUCAGACAGAGAUGGAGAGAGACCAGAAAGUCAGACAGAGACGGAGAGAGAGCCGAAAGUCAGAGAUGGAGAGAGAGCAGAAAGUCAGACAGAUGGAGAGAGUGCAGAGAGUCAGACAGAGAUGGAGAGAGAGCAGAAAGUCAGACAGAGAUGGAGAGAGAGCAGAAAGUCAGACAGAGACGGAGAGAUGCCAGAAAGUCGGAGAGAGCGCAGAAAGUCAGACAGGGAUGGAGAAAUACCAGAAAGUCAGACAGAGACGGAGAGAGAGAGAGCAGAAAGUCAGACAGAGAUGGCGAGAGACCAGAAAGUAAGAGAUGGAGAGAGACCAGAAAGUCAGACAGAGACGGAGAGAGACCAGAAAGUCAGACAGAGACGGAGAGAUACCAAAAAGUCGGAGAGAGCGCAGAAAACAGAGACGGAGAGAGAGCAGAAAGUCAGACAGGGAUGGAGAGAGAGCAGAAAGUCAGACAGAGAUGGAGAGAGAGCAGAAAGUCAGACAGAUGGAGAGAUUGCAGAGAGUCAGACAGAGACGGAGAGAGAGCAGAAAGUCAGACAGAGAUGGAGAGAGAGCAGAAAGUCAGACAGAGAUGGAGAGACACCAGAAAGUCAGACAGAGAUGGAGAGAGACCAGAAAUUCAGACAGAGACGGAGAGAGAGCCGAAAGUCAGAGAUGGAGAGAGAGCAGAAAGUCAGACAGAUGGAGAGAGUGCAGAGAGUCAGACAGAGAUGGAGAGAGAGCAGAAAGUCAGACAGAGAUGGAGAGAGAGCAGAAAGUCAGACAGAGAUGGAGAGACACCAGAAAGUCAGACAGAGAUGGAGAGAGACCAGAAAGUCAGACAGAGACGGAGAGAGAGCCGAAAGUCAGAGAUGGAAGGAGAGCAGAAAGUCAGACAGAGAUGGAGAGAGAGCAGAAAGUCAGACAGAGACGGAGAGAGAGCAGAAAGUCAGACAGAGAUGGAGAGAGAGCAGAAAGUCAGACAGAGACGGAGAGAGAGCAAAAAGUCAGACAGAGACGGAGAGAGACCAGAAAUAUUUGUGA
This is a messenger RNA of Ylistrum balloti, 1896 nucleotides long. Its product is annotated as RNA-binding protein 25-like. The transcript has 3 exons. The record is from RefSeq and is a predicted model, not a curated record. NCBI's taxonomy places the organism in Eukaryota, Metazoa, Mollusca, Bivalvia, Pectinida, Pectinidae. Bases 1 to 1896 code for a protein of 631 amino acids.